AUGGAAUCAGUUGGUCCAGAGAUCUCAUCUUCUAUUGAUCAACCUUUAGAUUUAAUAAGGUUAUCAAUAAAUGAAACAGUUCUUGUUAAGAUGCGGGCUGAUAGGGAGAUAGUUGGAAAACUUCAUGCCUUCGAUCAACAUUUAAAUAUGAUUUUGUCUGAUGCAGAGGAAACUCUAACUGUUACUGAGUUUGAAGAGGAUCAAUGUGAAGAAGUUUUUAAACAAGUUAAAAGAGUAAUCCCGAUGUUAUUUUUAAGAGGAGAUUCUGUCAUUCUUGUUUCUCCAUUGCUUAAAGCUAGUUAA
Molecule: messenger RNA, 303 nt
Organism: Strongyloides ratti
Lineage: Eukaryota; Metazoa; Nematoda; Chromadorea; Rhabditida; Strongyloididae
Product: U6 snRNA-associated Sm-like protein LSm3
Exons: 1
Coding region: 1-303 (100 amino acids)
Biological process (GO): mRNA splicing, via spliceosome; P-body assembly
Cellular component (GO): P-body; catalytic step 2 spliceosome; Lsm1-7-Pat1 complex
Molecular function (GO): RNA binding
Source: RefSeq, a predicted model, not a curated record